This is a messenger RNA of Darwinula stevensoni, 999 nucleotides long. NCBI's taxonomy places the organism in Eukaryota, Metazoa, Arthropoda, Ostracoda, Podocopida, Darwinulidae. The record is from the annotation of a GenBank genome assembly.
AAGAAGUACUCCGAGCAGGAAAAGGACAAAGCGAGUACCCAGAAUCACAUCCCUUCGGCACCAGAGUCCAGUCCCGUGACGUCACAGAUCCCGAUCGGGAACGACGAGGCACGCUCAAACGGGGAGCCGGGAGACCUGGACGCAUUCAUCUCGAACAACCGGAUGCAGAUCGAGAUCUUCGUGAAUCGGACGAGAGCAAACGAGUGUCAGGGAAGACACAUCGGGAACGACUCCAUCGGCCAGACGCUCUUCCUCGACAUCACCUCGCUCCAUUCCAGGCUCGUUCGAGCCAUGGAGGAAGAAGAGAGAAAGCGAAAUCACUACGAGGGUCUUCAAGACAGACUGAGCCAGAUCCGGGACGAGAGAGCGGCGCUUGAUGCGCUGAGAGAAGAUCACAGGGGGCGGAAGCUUCGAGAGGCGGAGGAAGCGCAGCGUCUCCGGCAGAUCCAGAUGGCGCAGAAGCUGGAGAUCAUGCGGAAGAAGAAACAGGAAUAUCUCGAGUACCAGCGGCUGAUGGCGAUGCAGCGGAUGCAGGAGCAGGAGCGCGAGAUGCAGAUGAGACACGAGCAGCAAAAGCAGGCGUACGAAACGGGACAGGCGCAGAUGCCCGUCCCCUACGAAACGGGACAAUCACAGAUGCCCGUUCCAUACGAAACGGGACAAUCACAGAUGCCCGUUCCCUACCCUCUGUCUCACGUCCCAUCCGCUUACCCCGUCCCACCCGCUGGAUUCGUGGGAGGAAUGGCAGUGAGUCGGCCGACCGGAGUCCUUAGGAAGACUUUGGGAUAUGAAACCGUGGGUCCGCGGCAGCCUUCGGGUCUUGGUCCUGCUCAGCAGCCGGGGAUGGUCGGGCCGGUUCUUCGACAGCCUGCGCUGCAGCAGCUAGGUGCUCCGUCGCAGGGCGUGCAGGGUUCGCCGCAGCCGCAGCCGCUGGGUUUCUUGCCUCCUGGCGUCCCUGUUCCGCCGGGACACGCUUCGCCGUAUCAGAUUUCUCGGUGA